This is a messenger RNA of Salvelinus sp. IW2-2015, 1094 nucleotides long. RefSeq names its product synaptotagmin VIIb (gene syt7b). The record is from RefSeq and is a predicted model, not a curated record. Gene Ontology annotation, biological process: regulation of dopamine secretion; cellular response to calcium ion; regulation of calcium ion-dependent exocytosis. NCBI's taxonomy places the organism in Eukaryota, Metazoa, Chordata, Actinopteri, Salmoniformes, Salmonidae. Gene Ontology annotation, molecular function: calcium-dependent phospholipid binding; phosphatidylserine binding; calcium ion binding. Gene Ontology annotation, cellular component: plasma membrane; synaptic vesicle.
AUGGGGAUGGUGUCAUGGGGAGGCUCUGGGCACAGCAGGAGCCUGGGUAAACCUGGGAGCCAGACCCCAGAUGAGGCAGGCCGCCUCGGGAACUCCUCCGUCACAGACCUGGCCAACUCUGUCACCACCAGCGACAUUCACAUGCUCUCUCCGGGCUCAGAAGAGGACACAGAAGGGCCUGUGGUUGAGAAGCUGGGCCGGAUUCAGUUCAGUGUGGGCUACAGCUUCCAGGACUCCACCCUGACRGUCAAGAUCCUCACGGGCCAGGAGCUCCCCGCCAAGGACUUCUCUGGCACCUCAGACCCCUUCGUCAAACUCUACCUGCUGCCUGACAAGAAGCACAAGCUGGAGACCAAGGUCAAGAGGAAGAACCUCAACCCUCGCUGGAACGAGACCUUCCUAUUCCCAGGGUUCCCCUAUGAGAAGGUGAUCCAGAGGACCCUCUAUAUGCAGGUGCUGGAUUACGAUCGUUUCAGCAGGAACGACCCCAUCGGGGAGGUGUCCAUCCCCCUUAACAAGGUGGACCUGGGCAACCAGCAGACCUACUGGAAGGAGCUGAAGCCCUGCAGCGACGGCAGCGGGAGUCGAGGAGACCUGCUGGUACUGUGCUACAACCCUCAAGCCAACACCAUCACUGUGACCAUCAUCAAAGCCCGCAACCUCAAAGCCAUGGACAUCGGAGGCACCUCCGAUCCCUAUGUGAAGCUGUGGCUGAUGCACAAGGACAAGCGUGUGGAGAAGAAGAAGACGGUGACAAUGAAGUGCUGUCUGAACCCCGUGUUCAACGAGUCCUUCCCUUCGACGUCCCGCCACGUGCUCCGAGAGACCACCAUCAUCAUCACCGUCAUGGACAAGGACAAGCUCAGUCGCAACGACGUCAUCGGCAAGAUCUAUCUCUCGUGGAAGAGUGGUCCGGCGGAGGUGAAGCACUGGAAGGACAUGAUGGGUAAACCUCGUAAUGCCGUGCAGCAGUGGCAUGCCCUCAAGGCCUGAUACUGUAGGUCCAGUCACAUCCACCCAGACCAUCCCAGCCUGCCGCCUGCCCUCCCACCCUGCUGUUAUGCACAAGGCUGACUCGCUGCAGAACAUGGGUA